Suillus clintonianus is the source of this 1302-nucleotide messenger RNA. RefSeq lists its product as uncharacterized. Lineage: Eukaryota; Fungi; Basidiomycota; Agaricomycetes; Boletales; Suillaceae. The record is from RefSeq and is a predicted model, not a curated record. The transcript is spliced from 4 exons. Bases 1 to 1302 code for a protein of 433 amino acids.
AUGGACGACUCGGACCCCCAAUCAUUUUCGGUGAUUCAACACGAUACCAAUGGCGAGCCCGCCGCGGCUAACCUUACUAAACGUCGGGGGGUAGUACUAUCCGCUCAACUCAGUGGCUCCUCCCGAUACAGCCCAUACGCAAACGGUAGUACCACGAGCUCGAGGCCAUCCACGUCUUUGGCAUCAGCCAGUGUGACUGAUGAUGCGGAGAGUACCACAAACUCGCAGCAAGCCCCACAAUCCAAGGGCAGCCACAAAGACUACGAUAAAACUCAACAAAAUGCUAUUGAUUGGGCGCAAAAGCGCCUUGUUAUGGAUGGUGCAUUCAUGGGCUGGAUUAAGAACCAGACCGACGAGGACAAGGCCAAGAUGGAUAUCCGUGUCAUUGAGAUCAUCGGUCACGCCGGUGCAAAAUUUGAUUGUGUUUUGCUGCCCAGCAAGUACCUCAAAGACUUCACAAUUGGUGCCUUGACGAAGGAUCGUAGACGGCUCACGAAACAGACCGACAAAUUAGUGCACCUUUACAAGCUUGAACCACCGUCAAAGAUGUCCGAUAAGGACCGCAAAUCUUAUAUGCAGCAACGCAGGGACGAAAUCUACAAUUCAAAGGUACUCCCAAAAUACUUCCUACAUGGGAUACAGGAGACCCCGACAUCAAUCGAUAUCCUUUUGUUCGGAAACCCAGCCGUCAGUGGCGCCCAUAUCUCGCAUUGGUAUAAUGACAAGAGAUCACCGCUCUGUGAUGAGGGGAUGAGGGCAUUGCUCUCAACCACGACCCUUCAAAUGCUCUCAGCGACAUCGACGGCAACGAGGUUCGUUAUUGAUCGAUACGUCGAUGGUCGACCCCCCGGAUCAAAUAAAGGUCUGCGGUACUCUACCGCCGCAUAUUCCGGCGAGCAGGACUUGAUUUUGAAAGCUAUGUCGGAUUCUCUCGAGAAGGAUCUACAUCGGGAGUCAUUCGAGGCGUACUUACUAGAUCUUCAUCACAGGGGCCUUCGGGUGUUACACAAAAUGCUGGGCCUUCCGCCUCCCAAUAUUCCGAUUUACAUACCUGUGAAAGCGGAGGAGUUGAGCAUCCCGCGGCAAAUACCAUAUGCUGCUACCACCCUGCCUUCAAGUCUCACUUUGUUGCCGCUCGUGCAAGCGAGCGGUCAGGCGCAGAUGCUGUCGACGCCGAUUACAGAUGAUAUGGCAUUCAACUUGUGGUUCUCUGGCUUAGAGGACAAGGAGUCCGAGGAGCCCCAAGCCUCCGGGUCAGGAUUGAAUGACAUGCCUUUCAAUUUAGGUCAGUAUAACCGUUGA